Messenger RNA from Nelumbo nucifera (sacred lotus), 1254 nucleotides. RefSeq lists its product as uncharacterized. The record is from RefSeq and is a predicted model, not a curated record. Gene Ontology annotation, cellular component: plasma membrane. NCBI's taxonomy places the organism in Eukaryota, Viridiplantae, Streptophyta, Magnoliopsida, Proteales, Nelumbonaceae. Gene Ontology annotation, molecular function: protein binding.
ACAGGGCAGUAACAUAAGCUACUUCAACCAUAUAGACAGAAUGCCCGAAUCACCCAAUUUUUCUUCAAACCCUCCCCUUUUCCUCGAGAGUGGGGAUUUUGGAGAGAAUAGUUCCAAGACUUUUAUCUAAUUCUUUUAGAACACGCAGAAAGCAAGCAGUCGAUUAUUAUUACAACUGUUCCUGUUAUAGUGAGUGUUUUGAUCAGUUAAUCAGUCAGAACGAUGGAAUUCAGGAGUGCUGAGAUAGAGCUCAUUGACAUCAAGAGAAUGCAGAGGCUUCGGGAAGCAGCCUUAGAAGGGAGUAUAAAUUCCUUGCACGAAUUGCUCCGGCAGGACGAGCUCAUUCUUCAUAGAGCCAGCGUGGUUUGUGCCGCCGAGACUGCUCUGCACAUAGCAUCUGUGCUCGGCCACCUCGAUUUUGCUAGAGAGCUUCUCCGCUGCAAGCCUGAUCUCGCUACCCAACCUGACAUACGACGGCGACAAACACCCCUUCACUUGGCCUCCGCAAAUGGGCAUCUUCACCUGGUACGAGAGCUGCUCUUCAUCAACCCAGAUGUUUGUCUUGCUCAAGAUCGGGAUGGCAACACCCCUCUCCAUCUAGCAGCAGUCCAAGGCCAAGUGGAGGUGGUAAAAGAGCUACUUCGGCUAAGACCCCAAGCGACCCGAGCCCUUGUGGAUUGUCGGCAGACUAUUCURMACCUCUGCGUGAAACAUGACCGCUUAGAGGCGCUUAAGCUGCUGGUGAAUUCAACUGGUGAUCACGAAUUUGUGAACUCCAAAGAUGAUGAUGGCAACACAAUCCUGCAUCUUGCAGCAGCUGAUCGGCAGAUUGAUACCAUUAGAUAUCUGCUUAGCGAAACCGCAAUUAAAGUAAACGUUUUGAAUGUCAACUCCUUCACGGCGUUGGAUGUUCUGACAAGAAGUCCAAGAGACAUGAGAGACAUGGAGAUAGAGGAGGUUCUUCGAGGUUCCGGAGCUUUAAGAGCUAGGGAAAUCCCGCAGAAGCAAUUGCAAUCAAGAAAGAUUUGUGGCUUCACGAGGGUGUUGGAUGAAUCGGAUUGCCAAAGCCUGGUGUGCAAGGAACGAGGGAUCAAAUUAUCUGGAGCCUUAGCCGCUGCUGGAUUGAUUGCCGCACAUUCAUCUAAAGACCUCCUCAAUCACCACCCGGAGAAGUACGCUGUUGUUACUCUUAUUGACUGCCGAAGCCUUUUGGACCCAGUUCUCCAUAGCUGUCAUCUUGGUAAGCUCUUCUGA